AACGAAUUUGGAAUCAGACACAAACAAAGUUGUAAGUUUAGAAAACAAACAUUGUAACGUAAAUAUGAAUGGGGAGUUUUUGUUUAAAUUGUAAUUUUCAAAAAUUAAUUAAUAGUUUUGACAUGAUUAAGUAAUAGAAAAUUAAUUUAACUGGCCAUGAGAUAUAAGUAUAAGUUUAAUGGUAAAGUGAAAGAAAAAUGGAAAAAUCUUUUGCCCAAGUUCGUAAAGAACUAGACGAUCUAGGCUAUACAGAAACUUUUAGGCCAGAAUGUCUACCGUUAAUUCGAAGGCUUCUUGGCGAUUUAAAAAUCACCACAGAAAGUCUAAGGAAAUACAUGAAAAUAUCUCAGCAAGCUUUAGAGGAACGUGAUAGUUUGCAACUAGGUGCUGAACCAUACAAAUGUGAUAAUGCAAAACUUAUCAAGGAAUGUAAUGAAUUGCAUUUAGCUUUUAUUCAGUUUAAGGAGCAACACGAGAAGGUUCAAAGAGAUUUGCGGACUAAAAUAAUAUCUUUAGAAAAUCAGUUAACGGAUUGUGGGAUAGAAAAGCAAAAGCUUCUCGAUAAAUUGAGAGAUUUGCAGUUUGAUCUGAAACAUCCAAUUAGUAAAGGUAAUCUUCAAAAGUCACGGGAACAGCAGUCAAAAACAAAACUGACAGAAAAAAGCAGACAAUUUCAUUUGAGUACUGCAAUGGCGUCUGCGGAAUCUAGAGUAGCAUUUUUAAGUCAACAAGUCAAGAAAUUAAAAGAUGAACAAUUGCAUUUGUUGAAAAAUAAUGAUUUUUUAAAUUCACAGCUAGAAAAUCGAAAUGAAGAAAUAAAACGAUUGAAUGCUUUAUUAGAAGGAGGAAGACCAAUUAAAGCAAUAAACAAAGACUGUUGUUAUAAAAAUAUAGACAAUAAAAUUGGAUCUCUUCAAGAUGAAAUUGACAAACUAAAGAGGGAGAAAAAUUCACUUCAGAAUCAAUUAACAGAAGCAUUAGCUAGACAACAUGAAGCCAUGAGAAGAGCCCUUAAUUUAGCAGAAAGGAAUAAACUUUUAGAGCACGAAAUGAAAGAUAUCGAUCAAAUUGCACUUACAGUGGAAGCAGAAUGUAAUAAUACAGUCAAAAGCAACUUUGAAAAAGUUACAAAAUUGCAGGAUAGUAUGAACGAGUCGUUGAUAAAAAUACAAACAUUGGAAAUGGAAAAUAAUAAAUUGAAAUUGGAAAAAAAGGAACUUAUUUCAGAGAUAGAAACUAUCAAGUUUGAAAAGAAAAAUCUGCAAAUGUUAUUGGAAACAGAAACGGAAGACAAGAAGAGAUUAACGGAUAGAAUUAAUAAUUUUACUGUUAUAGAACAAGGUUUGAAUAUGGAAAUUGACAGGCUGUUAAGGUUAUCUGGUGAACAGAAACGGAAAAUAGCAGAAUUAGAAUCUGAAGUUUUUGCUGUAAAAUUACGUUCUUCGAAUUUGGAAAAUAAGACAAUUCAUACUAGAAAUGAAGAUGCCAGUAAUAUAAUGAAAAAACAAGUGACUAGUACAAAGGAAUCUAUACAUACUAAAAAGCCAUCAUCCGGACGAAAAAUUCAUAAAAAAACAUGUAAAAAAUCUUUGACAAAAUCCGAACCCUUAGCCAAAGAAGAAUCUCAACAAAGUAAUGCCGAAAAAGAGAAAUUUUCAUCUGUUGCUUUACAGUAUGAUCCACAAAUGGGAUCUAAAUGUUGUUGUGAGGCUGGAGGCUGUGUUAAAUGGAUGAGAGAGCUAUUAGAAAAGGAUAUAAAACUGAGACAAGACCAGGCUACACAACAAAUCGAAUCAUUACGUAGUGAAAAGGAAUUCUAUCUGAAAGAAUACCAUAAAAUAUUGGAACAAAAUAAAUCGACACCACCUUUUGAAAAAUCUAGCAAGCAGGUAGAAGAGUUAAUGAACAAAAUUCGUGAUAAAGAUCAACUAAUUAGUUCUCUUCAAGAAGAUUUAAAACAAUUGACUAGCGAAAAGUACUCUUUAACGUCUAGAUUGGAAGCUCAAAGUAGGGAACUGUCUACAAUUGAUUUAGAAGAGACUUGCUCGAAAACAUGCUGCAAAAGAAAAGCAAGAGAAUUGGAAGUCCACCGUGAAGAAGUAAAACAUUUAGAAAAAGAAAAUAAUUCCUUAAAAGCAAAAAUACAGGCACUCAACGAAACUUCAGUUUUCAACGAAGAACAAAUGAAGAAGGCGUUCUUAGAUAUGGAACAACAUAUCAUCAAACUCGAAAAUGAAAGACGAGAUUUAGUAAUUACCCAAAGUAGCAGUAGAUCAAAUAUAGCUCAUUUGGAAGACGACUGUCAACAACUCAGGGAAAAACUAAAGUUAGCUCAGAUCGACGCUAAUAAUCAAAGAGCGAACUAUGACCAACUUAAAAUACUUCAUGAUCAAUCCAAUAGAGCUUUAGCCGAUACACAAACUCAAUUACUUAGAGCCGAAACGGAACUGCAAGGUUUACAGUCCAAAAUGAAUCUUAGUCAUAGAGAAUCAUCUCAUUACGAACGAGAAAUUGCGAGGUUACAGGGCGAUAUAGAGGUUAUGAAGAGUCAGUUAUCAAAAAUCGAUAAAGAAAAGGAUGAAUUAUUGAACGCUGUUGAUGAUAAAACGGAACAAAUAGAUAGAUUGGAGACGCAGUUGAAAGAAAAAAGGAAUCAGCUAAGCGCCAUGGAACUGGAGAAUAGAGAUUUAAAGAGGCAAAUGUGUAAAAUCAAUGAAGAAUCAUCUUCGCACGAAAUGGAAUCAAGAAAUUGCAGACAAACCAUACAUAUUCUCCAACAAGAUAUAGAUAAUGAGCGAAAAUUGAAAGAAGCUGCUUUACAAGAAAACAGACGUUUGCAAGACGAUCUCUCUUGCAUUUCUCUAGAUUGUCGUGAUGCAAGGAAAGAACUAGAAAUUGCUAAAAGACAAGUAGAAGAUCUUAAAAGGCAACUUCAACACUACGUAGCCGAAGUAAAACGGACAGAAGAUCUAAUAACUCAAAAAGAAUUAGAAAGAACUGAAAUAUUAGAUCAGUUCAAGAGUUUAUCGCAGGAGAAUAACGUUUUGGAAACUACCAAUCAUACAUUAGAGAGCGAGGCUACUCAAUCUAGAGUUCAAUUGUCUGUUGCUUUGGAUCAUGCGUCAGAUCUGGAAAGGAAAGUUGAAAAUCAAGAAGCUCUUAUAAAAAGUUACGAAAAACAGAUAUCAGAAUUGAGCAAUCAAGUCGCAAGUCUAGAAAUUCAACUUAAACAGGGUAGUUGUAUGAUAGAUAGAGUAUCAACUGAGCUGAAGCAACUAAAAGAUUUGUGCGUUAGGCUCGACGGUGAUAAAGAUGAUUUGAAGAAAAAAUUGAGAAACCAAGAAGAUGAAACAAUAAAAAUUGAACGCCAGGUAGACUUUCUCACAAGGGAAAAUAAAGAGCUGAAACGAGCAUUGGAAAAAGAUCAUGAUAGCCAGGAAGGUUUGGAAAGACUCUUAAAAGAAGCAAGACAAGAAGUAAUUGACCAAAGAUUAUUAAACGAAGACUUGCAGUCUGAAGUAAACAAGAUGAGAAAAAAAAUUGAUGAACUACAAGAAAGAUUAAGCUCUACUACUGAACAAUUGGAUCUCUUCCAAACAAAAGCUUUUGAAUGUAGUCAACAAAAUAAACAAUUGAGAAGGGACAUCGCAAACGAACGAUUUAGUAGAGCUAGGGAGGAUGGUGAUAAACAGUAUCCAUCACUUUAAUUUUGGUGUAAAAGAAUUGAUAUAAUGUUUCUUCAAAUUUUUUAUGUUCACAACUUGAUAUUUAUAGAAAAAAAAACAGUAAGCCAGUGCUAAUUUAUUAAAGUCACUUAUGAAUAUAAUUGGAAAACUGAUUAGAUUUUUCAAUUAUAUAAAUGUAUUUACGCUUCUAUGGAAAGGUUCCAGAAUUAUUUAAUUGUUUUCAAAUCCUGUUAUUUUUACCAACCCACACGUCGUCAAGGUCAUAUUCCCCUUGCUGAGAAACAGUGCUCACUAUUUUUGAUUUAAGCCGUCCUCGUAUACGCUUUUCCAAAAAGUGAAGCAACCUGACUGUAGACCGAUUUUAGGGAACCGAAAAAUCCGACAUCUAGUGGUUGUAAGUUCUAAUGGCAAACUAACAAGAUGGAUAUCAUUUUCCCUAUAAAAAUAUAUGGCUUCGAGAUUGUAUGUGAAGAAUGAUUGUCCAGAACUAAAGCACCAGAUUUUCGAUAUUCGACCGUACAUAGUUUUGAACACUCACAAUUUUUGGAAUUCUAUUGGGAACUGUUAGCAUCCCAGUUUUAUCCAUAUUAAAAAUCCAAUGGUGCGCACUAAGCUUACUUUUUCCGGUUGUCUCAUAGCUAAAAAUUAUAUUUUUGGCAAAACGUUGUUAUCCAUUUCUUCCCAACAACUUAGGUUGUCUUAUUAAAAGGAUGAUUCAACUUCAAUUCCUCUGCGAAUUGAUAUACAACUGCUUGUAAUUCCUUUAUUGCCAACCCGUAAAAACGUUGAUCCGACUGUUUUAUUUUGUUUACUAAAUCAAGUUCUUGCUUCAAAUCAAAAACGGGCUUAAACGACCUAAAGAUGUGGGAAUAUGAUUUCAACCGUAUUCUCUGGCUAAGCAUCUUCUGGACUGUCCAUUGUUAAUGUUUUCUUUUAUUUCAUCCAAAAUUUUCUGUGUAAAUUACAAUUUGAUAGAUAAUUGAAGUUACAAAGGUCUUCGUCAUUACAACUUUGAGUUACAGAGGUGCGAAUUCCAAAUUAUUCCUUUAAGUUAUAGAGGAGUCGUAUUUUAAGUAAAAGAGGUUCUGGGAACACAACAUUUUAUGAAUUUAUGGAGGUUAUUACGUUAUCGAGUUUUAAGUUAUUAAGGUUUUACUAUAUUUUUAUAAAUUUGACAUUUAUUGAUCGUUUUCUAAUAAUAAUAUAAUCAGUCUCACAAUAUUAUCAAAUGUUCAUUUAUUCGAAAAUUAUAUAAACACUACUUUUGUCCUACGUUCAAAUUUAUUCCAAAUAGUACUGGUUUUUUGUUUUUCUAGUUUUGUUAAAAAUUAUUGUGCUUUUACAUAUUUCACACUUUUUUUACAUUCUUUUCUUCAUUCUUAAAACACAUUAAAUCCUUUUCAAACUUAAAACACUUACUUAAAUUGGAUGUAUUUAAUAUUGCUAAUAUUCCAUUUUGAUUGAAAAAGUUCACUUUAACCACAAUGAUUGAUCAAAAAAGAACUAUAAUUCGCAAGUGUAAAUGAAUAUUUUUAGAACCAAAACAUACUUUUGUGGCUUGAUAUUAAGCUUUUUACAUUGGAUACCUAAUAUACAAGAGUUGUCUGAAAAGUUUUCGACAUAACAAAGAAACAAGAAAUUUUUUACAAUCACUUUUUUAAUUUUUCAACUUUUAAGUCUAUACACUUAGUUCUCCGAUACCUUUUUAACCCUUUUAAAUAGGCAUUUACGUCUGAUGAAAACCUCACUCCUGGAAGUGAAACUUUAAGGUUAGUAAAUAAGAAAAAGUCAAUAUCGAUAGUGAAUACAGUGGGCGAUCUACCAAUUCGAAGUGUAAUUCGUGGAUUUUAGAUAUCGCAAUCAAGUGUGAGAACGUCGCUUUUUUGCAAUUUCUCCCUUUACCUCAUCUAAUCUCCUGUUAUUGUUUCACCUUUUUGAAGAUAGUUGAUUAACACAAAAACCGUCACAUCACUUUUCUGACCAACGAAACAUUCUUUACCUUUUUGGAGCAGGUUCUCUCUUUGCAAUCCACUGUCUUGGCUGUUUUAACAUUUCAAGAGGGUAGCGGCGGAUCCAUGUUUCAUCCACAGUUAUAAAUCGACUCAAAAAAUCCUACUUAUUUUGCAUCAAUAAGGCUUGGAAAAUCUUCAUUUGAAUGCGCUUAUGGUCCUAACGUGUCCUAACGGUCGUUCAGUACCAUUUGGUUAACUUGUUCGACGACAUCGCUGAUUGUCGUCAGUGAAGCUGAUAGGGUCACGUUUGAAUUCAUGUACUCAAAAUUUAACGAUUGUAAAUAAUGGUGUGGAGUCUUUUCUUUUAUUUGCGUAUGCGUAUUUUCUUGCAAAAACAAACACUAUUUAAUACAUAUUUUUGGAAAAAUAUUCACAACGACGACUCACUCAUACUAUUGUCAAACACAAACUAUGUGUCAAAAAUAUUUUUCCCUCUUUAUACUGAUAGGCAAGCUCUGACAUCUUUAGGCUGAAGUCGGAAACUUUUUAGACAACAGUCUUAUAUGUUUAGGAUUGAUUUUACUUAAAUACUUUUCUUCCGCACUAGUUUCGUUUAACUAGAAAAAAAUAUUUAACAAUAAAAAAUAAGAGUAUACAAGUUUUUCUUGUCCAUCUGUCAAAAAUGUUGCUACCAAUUCAAAAAUUUUAGGGUCGUCAUAAAAUUGACAUUGGCUAGAUAAUCUUCCAGACCUCAAUCACAAAGCAGACUGAUAAGUUUUAUAUAAUAUGCGUAAUAAAGUUGUAUGUAAUUUCAUACUUAUUACUUGACAUUUUAAUUCGAAUAGGCUAUUAAUUCAGUUAGUAUCAUGUAAAAAGUGAUUUUAAUUCAAUUGAAUGACUUAUUGGAAGAGAAGAAUGUUUAAAAAAUGUGUUACUAUCGAUAAUAUCCAAGAUUGAAAUAAGGAACCCUUUCAGAGCGAAGUAUGGUUAUUUUACUACUUAUAAACAAUUGUACUAAUAAGAAUUAUUAUCAAUCUAUCCUACAUUUCAUUUUCUGUAAUAUGUUUCUCCUUUUUUCGGUCAUCCUCAAAUUAACAGCUCUCUGUAUUUUAUUAUUGUCAGUAGACCAAGAGCUCAUUAACAUGGUUUGAUUCCUUGUACAAUAUUAUAUAAUAUAUUCAAUUGACUCACUUUUUAGUUACUUUUAAAAAGCAUUAUUUUAAUCCUUAAAGCUAAGUACAAAAAUAAUUGAUUUUAUUGAAAACUGAGAUUUUGGUGUAUUAUCAGACCUUAUCGAUGUUAUCUAUAAAAUAAGUCCAAAAGUUUUUAUACUAAUUUUUUGUAAGACUAAAUAAUUUGUAUAUUCUUAACGAUGGAGGUUGAUGUGUCCGCUGUCACAUCAACAAACGUCCACUAUUGCUACAAACAUCAGAAUAUAUCGCUACUAAUGGAUUUUGACGUACCAUUAUUAAUUUAUUAAUUUUAUUCUUUUCCUUGCUCUACAGGAGUUAUUAUAUUGAUGUUAAUGUCGUAUUAGAAUAUCAUUUUAACUUAUAUGUAAUGGAAUUUUACAAGAACAAGAUGUAUUUUAUAAAUUAAGUUUUAUUAUAAAAUUUUUAAAAUAUUUUUAUAUUAAUUUAUAGUAUGUGCCUUAAUUUAUGUGAAAUCGCUAUUAAACUAAUAUAUAUCUAUCAUUUUAAUAAAAUUAUACAAU
Diorhabda sublineata is the source of this 7352-nucleotide messenger RNA. It is a transcript of the gene Cep135, whose product is annotated as centrosomal protein of 135 kDa. Lineage: Eukaryota; Metazoa; Arthropoda; Insecta; Coleoptera; Chrysomelidae. The record is from RefSeq and is a predicted model, not a curated record. Bases 198 to 3707 code for a protein of 1169 amino acids. The transcript has 20 exons.